Messenger RNA from Panicum hallii, 2331 nucleotides. Its product is annotated as proton pump-interactor BIP103. Bases 161 to 2023 code for a protein of 620 amino acids. NCBI's taxonomy places the organism in Eukaryota, Viridiplantae, Streptophyta, Magnoliopsida, Poales, Poaceae. The record is from RefSeq and is a predicted model, not a curated record. The transcript is spliced from 8 exons.
CCCGCCCCCCCCCCCCCCCCCGUCUCCUUCCUCCAAAUCCACAUCACCCCGAGCCGGCGUGCGCCUCCAGAUUUGGCGACCGCCGCCUCCGCCGUCGCCAGAUCGGAGCGGGCGCGGCCUCGCUUCGCCUCCCCGCGCGGCCCCCGCCUGCUGCAGGGUCAUGGGAAUGGAGGUCGUUGGAGCUGAAACAGCACCGGCAGAGGUCAAAGUAUCUGAUGGAGAAGUGAACCUAUUCCAAGAGAAGGAAAGCAAAGCAACUGCUAAAGAACGUGAGGAGGCAGCUGUUUUUGGCUCAGAGACAACUACAAAUGUUGCUGAUAUGGCACCUCCAAAGGAUGCGAAGGAUGAGUGGCCUGAACCUAAGCAAACUUAUGCCUUCUACUUCGUCAAGAUCCGCUCGUUUGAGGAUCCUAAGCUGAGGGCAAAACUCGAGCAGGCUGACAAAGAAUUCCAGAAGAAGAUCCAAGCUCGUUCUAAACUUAUCGAGGCACUAAGAGCCAAGAAGUCAGAGCGCUCUAGUAUUAUCUCGGAGCUGAAGCCAUUGUCUGCCGAGAACAAACAAUAUAAUGAAGUUGUGAAUGAGAAGAUAAAGGAGAUGGAGCCUCUUCGGAACAGUUUAGGCAGGUUUCGUGAGGAAAACAAUGCCAUGAGGGCACAGGGUGCAGGUUUAUGCUCUUCUAUUGAAGAGCUUGAACAAACGAUCAAGAUGCUUAAUGACCGUAUAGUACAUGAGAGCAUAUCCUUACCUGAGGAGAAACGUCUGGUCAAAGAAAUCAAGGACCUUGAAAAAACCAGAUCAAAAGUCAUAUCUAAUGCUGCUAACCGGGCUAAACUGCAAGAUACUGUGGUUGAAAAAGAGGCCAUACAGGACCAGGUCAAAAUAAUUGGGGAGGGCAUUGAUGGAAUAAAGAAGGAAAGACAAGCAGUCAGAUCUAAGAUUAAGGUCCUGGAGGAUGAGCUAAAAGUUGUUGAUGCUGAGAUCGCAUCGCUUCAAGAAGAUUUAGAUGCAGCAACCGCCAGAAAGGAUAAGGCAUAUGAAUCAUUGCAAGAAUUGAGGGCAGCGCGCGAUGCGAAAAAUGCAUCCUUCCUUCAAAACCGCACGGUUUUAAACAAGGCUAGGGACUAUUCGUCAAGGAAUAUGCUGACAGAAUUGCAAGAGCUCCACAAGACUGAGGUCGACAAGUUCAUGACCCAAUGGUGCGAAAGCAAGGCCUUCAGAGAGGACUAUGAGAAGAGGAUUCUUGCCUCCCUCAACAGCCGACUGCUGAGCCGAGAUGGCCGGAUGAGGAAUCCUGAUGAGAAGCCCAUAUUCAUCGAGUCGCAGGCACCAGCACCAGCUGCAGAAAUGGAUCCUGUCCCGGUAAAAUUACCUGCAAAACAAGCCAAGGAAGCGCCUGCUCCCCCAGCAGAUGAAGCUCCCAAGGUUGAAGUCCGUUCAAAAGGGCCUGUGAAGUCACUCAAGGCAAAAGCUGCACUGGAUGCUGAUGAUGAUUACGAGGCCGAGCCUCCAAAGGAAAAGGCGAAGCCUACAGAGGCUGAUGUGGCGAAGUUGAAAGAGAAAAAGAGGCAGGAGGAGAUUGAGAAGAACAGGCUUGCGUUGGAGAGGAAGAAGAGGCAGGCUGAGAAGCAGGCAGCUAAGGCGGCGGCCCGAGCACAGAAGGAUGCUGAGAAGAAGCUGAAGAAAGAGGAGAAAAAGGCCAAGAAGAAAUCCGGAGCAGCUGACACCGAUGAGCCCUCAGAAUCAGAUGCCAAGUCUGAUGAAGCCAUGGAAGCCCAGGCCGAGGAGGAAGCAGCCCCAGUUUCCACCACAGGGAAGAAAGAACAGAAGGAGAAUGCCCGGUACAGGAGUGGGGUCAGCCGGAGCAAGGCCCCGCCACCCAAGGCGAUCCUUAAGAGGAAGAAGGCGCAGUCAUAUUGGUCGUGGGCUGGCCCGGCUGCUGCAGUGGCAGCUGCUGUGCUGGUGGCCCUCCUUGCGGUGCUGGGCUACUACCAGUACUACCUCCCAGCGAGUGCCAGCAACUAGAGGGUUGAGGGAGGGCCUGUUCCGCCGCGGCCACGCCCCUGAAUGAUGUGGAGACCAAUUUUGCAGGCGAGAAGGAACAGAGUGCGUGGUCAGCUUUUGAGACGUAGACUGGAGGAGGGGUCGGUCUUGUUCGCUUUUCGUUGUGUUAGCUUAUAUUCUGUGGAGUCGGAGAAGAAGAUACAGUUGAUUUUGGUUGCGACUUUGCUAGAUCUUAUAUAUAUACUGCCACUGAUAUAUCCCGUGUACUUUUGAAGUGAAGCGUAUAUUGCCGUCUGGAAUAAUACCUUUCUCUUUAGCUGCAUCUGAAA